Coprinopsis cinerea okayama7#130 is the source of this 1365-nucleotide messenger RNA. RefSeq lists its product as hypothetical. The record is from RefSeq and is a predicted model, not a curated record. Lineage: Eukaryota; Fungi; Basidiomycota; Agaricomycetes; Agaricales; Psathyrellaceae. The transcript has 3 exons. The coding region runs from base 1 to 1365 and encodes 454 amino acids.
AUGUCUUCAGGCUUUCCCUUAACACUAACCGCUAUCCUUUCUUUUAUACUCACCCUCACCCUCACCGCUAGAUGCGUGUCAGGGAGGAACGUCACAGAGCGAAUCGACAGUGCAGAUACCGGUCCUUACUCCGUAACUGAACUUGCUCGGGUUAUCUACCAUCCUUCGGUGAAUGGGGCGUGGAUUUCUGAGGCAGGGCUGGCCCCAAGUCAGAACGCACCGGACCCCGGCAGAGCGUACCAGAAAACCUACACCUACACGAACGGCAACUAUAGCACGUCGGAUGAGGGCUCGGUAGUCAGGUCAAUCGUCGUCGAUUUCUUCGGCACGUCAAUCACAGUAUACUUCAUCGUCGAGAACGAGUUCCCGACCGAGUGCGAUGUCACUCUCGACGGAGGGCUCGAAUUCAAGUUGAGGCGUCGCCCCGGGUUUGAAUCUAGCAGCGAAGCUUUCUCCUACCAGGUCCCCCUUAUCACAUACACCAACCUCGCUGAAGGAGUCCAUCGUCUCGAGAUCCAAGUCGUUUCAGACACCCUGGAGAGAAGAAACUACGUCAAUUUUGACUAUGCUGAGUACUCAUAUGACACGGAUAGUGCAGAUUUGUACCUUCAAGGGAAGCCAGACACCCCCACUCCCACGCCCACGCCCGCACCCGCUCCUCUGCAGUAUAUGCAAGAAAAGACGCCGGACCACAUGAUGACCAUCCUCUGCGCGAUAAUCCUAGCAUGUACAGUCGUCCAACUCAUGAUUGGAAUAGCAUGUACAGUCGUCCAACUCAUGAUUGGAAUAGGCGCUCUUUUCCUGUUCAUCCGAUCACGAUCACCACAACGCUCCCCCAGACUCGCCCCUUCACCCUUCUUCGCCGGCAAUUUUGACACUGGUGGUCAUGGAUCACCAUCCCCAUCGAUAUCGACAUCAACAGCGACGUUGACCCAAAAGAGCCAGGCUUCAAGGUUCAACUUGAACAUCAAGAAAUGCGCAUUUGCGGCACUGGCCUGCCGCAGAAGAGCCCGUUCAGAAUCAGAUACCACUGCGUCGACGGUUCAGAGCCAGGGCGUGUCUGACACUGGUACUACUAGUAGGCCGGUAGACGCGCGGUUAUCCGGCUCUGUGGACCCCCAACACACUCCUGACACAUCCUACAGGAAUAACAGGACUGGAGAGGGGAGGGAAAGCGAAGAAGGGCCUGUAGAGGUACUGGAGGUAGCGGCGGAGGAUGUGGAUGUGCAAGGGCCCAUCUCUACAUCCACGAACCAAGACCGCAACCACUACGCCAUCACCAACUUUCUCAGCUGGCCUAAUACGUCGCCUCCGUCCUACCGAAGCACCAAAGCGUCUUCCGAGCUAAUUUUGGGAAGGUCAUGA